Lolium rigidum is the source of this 1828-nucleotide messenger RNA. RefSeq lists its product as uncharacterized. The transcript has 8 exons. Bases 89 to 1693 code for a protein of 534 amino acids. Gene Ontology annotation, molecular function: mRNA binding; metal ion binding; rRNA N-glycosylase activity. The record is from RefSeq and is a predicted model, not a curated record. Gene Ontology annotation, biological process: negative regulation of translation. NCBI's taxonomy places the organism in Eukaryota, Viridiplantae, Streptophyta, Magnoliopsida, Poales, Poaceae.
CAUCCCCCGGAUUCCCCCGCCCUGACCUCCUCCUGAAGCUAAGACAGAUCCUCCUUCUCCGGCAGUAGCUGCUCAAGGACUUCUUCAAAUGGCGAGAGAGAAGCACUUUAAAGAGUUCUCACUUGAUAUAACCCCAGAUGCUGGGUUCGCUGCAAGAUAUAGAACCCUGCUCCGGGAGAUUGCUGCAUACCUGAAAUCUGUAGCUCAAUUUGAGAUGGAGAAUACGGGGAAGAAGCAUAGGAAGCCAGUAACCUUAAGUGGCAGGGCUUAUACGCCAGAUCAAGGAGUUAUUCUUGUCCGUCUAUAUGGACCAUCUGGUUCAGUCUAUUUGCUGAUGAGAAUGUAUGACCUAUACAUGGAGUCAUUCUAUGUUGAUGGUAUUUGGUUCAGGCUUAAUGAUGCAACGGCACCUCUGCCGCCAACAUCACAGCUUCCCUAUGGACCAAAGAAGAAAGAUGAGUCAGACAAAGAUUAUCUAACGAAGACAGGAGUCAUUAAGCUCUCAUGGGGGACCAGCUAUCUAGAGGUUCCAGGAAAUGUGACUCUGUAUCGUAAAUCAUUUCGAAAGGCAUACAAUGCCUUGAGAAAUGCUUUAGCCAAAGUACUGGCAGGGACUGCAUGGAGAGAUAUCGGUCCUUACUUUAAGUUCUUUGCCGUAGUAAUAUCAGAAGGCCUGCGAUUCCCUGACUGUGAGAGGUGGGUUGUUUGGGGAAUGUUAUUUUAUGGUGCAAUUGCACGCCCGCCACCUGCUUGGCUCAACGAGUUAUUCUCGCAAUGGAGAAAGAGAUCUUGUAGGAUGUACCUGGUAGACCCACCAAUGAUUCUCAUCAAGUCAAUUAGGGUUGUAAAACGGAUGCCUGACCUCCAUAGCGAGCUCAAACAAACAAUACAAUAUCAUAAGAAAGGUAGAGUAUUGUCAGAUGCCAUUGAUGCUGCGCAUCUUGGUCUACUGGAAGCUUCUGAUAAUAUGACAUGUGUCAAUGAUUCUAAGCCCCUUCACCUUGAGUUGGAUAUUUACAACUACAAUGACGGUGAUGGGGCUGCUGAUGCGGCUGCGGCUGCGGCUGCUGCUGCUGCUCCGGCUCCUCCGGCUCCUGCUGAUUCUACCCUGGCUUCUUCGGCUCCUGCUGAUGCUCCUCUGACUCCUCCGGCUCCUGCUGAUGUUGCAGCUGGUUCUCCCCUUCUUAAGGAUGCUAAUGCUGCUGCUGAUCAUACUGCUCCUAAGGAUGUUCCAUCUUCUGUUUGGCCUCUUGAUGCUGCUCCUGAUGCUCCUGCUGAAGCAGAUUCUGUACCGAGCAUUGCCAGAUGUGGGCCUGCAAGAGAGGUCAAAUGCGAUCCUAGCAUGUACCCUCAGAGACCAGGAAAAUCUGCAUGCCAUUCCUUCUUGAAGAAUGGUUAUUGUGAUUUUGCCGCUAAAUGCAAGUUCCAUCACCCAGUUGACAGCUCAGCUCCAAAUUUACCCCCAUUCAAUCGACAUGGAUUUCCUAAAAGAGAGGGAAUCGAAGUCUGUAAAAUGUAUAUUAAGGAUGGGACUUGCAGGCAUGGGUCGAAGUGCAGGUUUAAUCAUCCAUCACCCCGCAAGAAGACCAAGAGGCAAAAAGAGGAUGAGCUGCCUCCGCAGGCGGGUGCUAGACCUGAGAGUGCUAGCCCUGGAAGUCCAAGGCAGCAAGAUUUUGGCGAAGCUCUUGGCUAGUCUUUAUUUCCCGGUUUAGGCAGCCAUUGGUUUGGCAAGCUCGUGCUGGUUUGUGGAGUGUAUUCUGUUCUGAGACAGAGAGUUCUGACUUGUGCGUAGUGUUUUCUAUCCUUGUCGAGUUGCUGGUGUCGCGGA